This is a messenger RNA of Capsella rubella, 1107 nucleotides long. RefSeq lists its product as uncharacterized. The transcript has 3 exons. The coding region runs from base 70 to 852 and encodes 260 amino acids. Lineage: Eukaryota; Viridiplantae; Streptophyta; Magnoliopsida; Brassicales; Brassicaceae. The record is from RefSeq and is a predicted model, not a curated record.
AAGAAGAAGAAGAAGAAGAAGAAGAAGAAUAAUAGGAAGAGACAAGUGAGAGAGAGAUCAGUCUUUGAGAUGGGAAGUUUAGGAGAAGAAGAUCUAGAGAAGCUUGUGCUCGACUAUAUCGAGUCAUCUCCCAUCACCAUCUCCGAUCAUAUGGACAACAAGUCUUCAUCAGCUCUUAUCAAUCUUCAGGAGAUUCUUGGAGAAAAAAGAGAAGAGGAGAAGGAGAUGGAAGAGAAGAUAGAGUCGUUUAUGAUGAUAAAUAGUUUAUCAUACGAAGGUGACGAUGAGAAGAGAGAUGUCAUGAAUAAGAUUGUCUCUGAACUUAGAUCUGACGGCUACGAUGCUUCAUUCUCCAAAACCUCAUGGGACUCUUCUUUUGAUCAUCGUGAAGGGUGUAGAGUGUUUAGGUGCACGAGGACGUAUGAGUACAUUGACGUCAUGGUGAAAGGUGAUGGCGACGGGGAUGACUUGAGCAAGCUGAGACGUGUGAUAGUUGAUCUAGAUUUCAAAUGUCAGUUCGAGCUGGCGAAACAGACAAAAGCUUACAAAGACAUGACCGAGUUGCUUCCGACAGUGUUCGUGGCGACAGAGGAAAGGCUCAGGAGAGUUGUUUCGUUGGUCUGUGGUGAGAUGAAAAAGUCGAUGAAGAAAGAAGGGAUGUCUAGGCCACCGUGGAGGACUUCGAGGUACAUGCAGUCCAAAUGGCUACCUGAGAAUCGUCGAAGAGUCUCUCGCUGUAAGAAAGGGUCUUGGUCUUGGUCUGCGUUUGAUGAUGGUGGCGGUGAAGCCGCUAGGAGCUGGUCAGUGAAUGGUAGUAAUUCGAAAACUAAGUGUUGUUUUCCUAUUUUCUGAGAGGAAUGCGCAGCGUUUUUUUGUUUUAAAAGUAAAACAAUUUGAUCGGAGUUGUUGUUUUUUGUUUGUUUGUUGGUUCGUAUGAUUAUUCCUUUUUUGGGGGGUGUUCUUGAAAUUAAUUGAUUUUGAAUUUGCCAAGAAAGAAAAAAAACAAGUGGGGGCUUAAGUUGUUGUGUCAGGUUUUUUAUGAUGCAAUAUAUAUUUGCAUCUUCUACCUGUAUCGAUAGCUCUGAUGGGAUAUAUAUUUAUAUAUGA